Molecule: messenger RNA, 1095 nt
Organism: Ambispora gerdemannii
Lineage: Eukaryota; Fungi; Glomeromycota; Glomeromycetes; Archaeosporales; Ambisporaceae
Source: the annotation of a GenBank genome assembly
AUGGAAGACUCGCCACAGCAGCGUAUUAAUAUUCUUAGACAGCAAUUAGAUUUUUUACAAGCUCAAUUAGGCGCUACUACAAAUUUUUUCGAGAAACAUCCAAAACAAGCAACUUUUGCUACAAAAACUUUGAACCAGCCUUCAAAACCCUUUCUUUCUCCCCAACUUGACCGUGCGAAAAGUGAUGUAUUUCCGGAGCAGAUACACCCUAUUUUAGCGUUGCAGCUAGACGACUAUGUCCUUCCAACUGAGUCAGAAAGAACGUCUGCAGUCCCUCCUUCUAAAAUGCCCAAAAAUGACGCUACCCGAUCUGGUACUGGUGAUUUAUUAAUGCAUGGACAACGAAAUCAAAAAUCCACCAAUAUUAUUCGAAAUUGUGUGGUCGAUGAAGACAGUGAUUUUGCAGUUUUGCUUACAAAAGUCAAUGAAGUAUUAGGAUCCAACGAGGAAAAAGCUCAGGACUACUAUACAGCUGAACCAAAGCAUAAUGAAAACAAUCAAGUCGAAAAAGACCUAUUGAAGAAAAUAGAUGCUAUCUUGAAUUCUGAAGAAGGGCGCACCUUUUUUGAGCAUAGAAAUAAUGACAUUAUGCUUGAAGAUCAAGAAGCACGUAAUGCGCUUGCAUCUCGUUAUGAAACAUAUGGUUCACGAGGUUGGCGAAAUCCAAAUGGUUAUGCUGUGGAUGGUCGAGAUGUGAUUUCGGAUGCUCGCCAAAGCAGUAAUCGCGCACAAUUGAGGCAUAAUGAGAAUUCAAGACUCAAUUAUGCUGCAUACGAUUUGUCAGAAAAGUUACAUCGUCAGAAACCUCUUGGAUUUGAUACUGUAACGAGAAAACAUCCAUUCUAUAAUGAUCAUAAUAAUCGUUAUUCUGGCCAUUUACUCAAAGAAAGCAACGAAACAACGAUUGGAGAUGAUGAUGAUUCCAGUAUUACAUUUGAUGAAAUACUACCUGAACGUUAUUUUGGUGACCAUACAAUUAAUAGUGAAGCCAUUGUCCAUUCAUUAUACUCGAGCAGAUUUCAACAACCCAAUAUUCAAGAACGUGAUGUUGGAAAUCAACAUCCUUUGCUAAAACAAAAGUGGCAUCACGGUUAA